AAAACUUUACGAUCAUUUGCCGGGGAAACCUGUGCAUUUGUUUUGUGUUAUGGUAAAAUAGCGUAACAAAAUUAGACGGAACAUUCACAAUGUUUUUGUGGUUCGCGGAAAUGUUAGCUUAAAGUGAUCGAUACCUUAUAUUGCGUGAGGACAGAAUCAAUGAAACUGACGAAUUAAACGUUAGCGUGAAGUGUUAAAACGUUUAAAUAUGGAGGACGACGCACCUGUUAUUUAUGGCCUUGAAUUUCAGGCUCGUGCUUUAACAGCCCAGACAGCAGAAACAGAUGCAAUUCGCUUUCUAGUUGGUACUCAGUCUCUUAAAUUUGACAAUCAGAUUCACAUCAUUGACUUUGAUGAUGAAAAUAAUAUCAUUAAUAAGAAUGUUCUCCUCCACCAAGUUGGAGAAAUAUGGCAUAUAAGCACAAGUCCUGCAGAUAAAAGUGUGUUGUCAACCUGUUACAACAAAACUUCAGACAGUAAAGUGGUAACAUGUGCAGCUGUGUGGAGGAUGCCGAAGGAAUUGGAAUCAGGCAGUCAUGAAUCCCCUGAUGAUUCAUCAAGCAACCCACAGACCCUAGAGCUGCUCUGUCACCUUGACAACACAGCCCACGGCAAUAUGGCCUGUGUUCUCUGGGAACCCAUGGGUGAUGGCAAAAGGUUGAUUUCACUAGCAGAUAAUCAUCUUUUGCUUUGGGACUUGCAGGAAAACUGCACCAAGGCUACGAUUUCAAGCUCUGCUACACUGGAGGGCAAAGGUCAGCUGAAGUUUACGUCUGGCAGAUGGAGCCCCCAUCACAACUGCACGCAAGUUGCCACAGCCAAUGACACAGCCAUCCGGGGCUGGGACAUUAGGAGCAUGAGUCAGAUGUAUUGUAUAGAAAAUGCUCAUGGCCAACUGGUGAGAGACUUGGACUUCAAUCCGAAUAAGCAGUACUAUCUGGCCAGCUGUGGUGAUGACUGCAAGGUCAAGUUCUGGGACGUCAGGAACAUCAGUGAGCCUGUCAAGAGCCUGGAAGAGCACUCCCACUGGGUGUGGAGUGUAAGGUACAACCACUCUCACGAUCAGCUGGUAUUGACAGGCAGCAGUGACAGCAGGGUCAUUCUUUCCAACAUGGUGUCCAUUUCUUCAGAACCCUUCGGUCAUCUAGUGGAUGAAGACGACCUGAGUGACCCAGAGGACAACCACCAGGAGGAGAAGAGUAAAGAACCACUCCAGGACAGCAUAAUAGCUACCUAUGAAGAGCAUGAAGACAGUGUCUAUGCAGUUGAGUGGUCAUCUGCAGACCCCUGGCUGUUUGCUUCAUUGAGCUAUGAUGGGAGGCUUGUAAUAAACAGAGUGCCGAGAGCUCUGAAAUAUCGCAUUUUGUUGUAAAACCCUGAAGAAAGAAUUAUAAUAAAUUUCCUCCAAGUCUUCUGAUGUACAAUAUGUAAGAUAUUGCUGAUCUUAAAAUCUUAGGGAACAUGGGAAUAAUAUAUUGCAUAUCAGUGGAAAUUCUUAUAUGCGCAUACAGUACAUAUAACAUUAGUUACGUUUUUCAGUGUGUUAACCUGUUUCUUUUGGUGUUACCAUCAUUAUAUUGGGUGAACUGUUGCUGAGACUGUCUAAUUUUGUGAUCAAGUCAUUGAAGAACGGCUUCUGCAUGCCUCAUGUGAGCAGCCAAGUAUUCUGUCAUAAAAUAGUAACAGAAGAAAAGAGAUAUUUUGAUGUUCUAAUUAUGCCUUUAUAUUUUUACCUGUGUAUUAUGGGGAAACUAAUUUUUUAUGAGUGUACUACUUGGAAGUUUAAAUGUUUAAAACAUAGGGUAACAUCUACUUUAAAAAUUACAAUCAUUUUAAAGGUUCUAAUACAGUUGAACAACUCCUUAUUUCUGUUUAUUGUUUUUAACUUUACUGAAAUGCGAAAGUAUAUGCAAACAACAGAAUUUCCUGAUCAGGACAGAUAUCACAUUCAAAUUUGGCCUAUACAAACAAAUAAUGUAAACAGUGACAAAUCAUGGUGAAUUUUGAUCCAGAAAACCCAACCUAUUUUCAUGAGAACCCUGGUUAAUAAUUGGAAUUUAGAGGACAUUGAAGGACAUGAAUCAUUUCCCAAAACAAUAUAUUCAAGGUUUUAAAGUUGAAAAGAUAUGUCAGAUAGUCUUAAAAAAUCGUUUUGCUUCUAUGUUUACUGCAGAUAGGUUUAAAUGCCUUAAAUGUAAAAACGGAAGGAUGAAUUAAUAAAACAAGCCAGGCUACUUUUUUCAUCCAAG
Messenger RNA from Lepisosteus oculatus (spotted gar), 2249 nucleotides. It is a transcript of the gene eipr1, whose product is annotated as EARP complex and GARP complex interacting protein 1. Gene Ontology annotation, biological process: protein ubiquitination. NCBI's taxonomy places the organism in Eukaryota, Metazoa, Chordata, Actinopteri, Semionotiformes, Lepisosteidae. Gene Ontology annotation, molecular function: protein binding. The record is from RefSeq and is a predicted model, not a curated record.